Cooperia oncophora is the source of this 285-nucleotide messenger RNA. The record is from the annotation of a GenBank genome assembly. Lineage: Eukaryota; Metazoa; Nematoda; Chromadorea; Rhabditida; Trichostrongylidae.
AUGGGCUUUGCUCGAUAUAUCAUCCCACGACGAAAGGAAAAUGUUUUAAAUUUUCUUAUUGUUCUUGCGUUUUGUGCUGGCGUCGUUUUUUACAUCAGGCUGGAAAAUGAAAACCGGUUCCUGAGUAGGAAAGAGUCCAGACCAUCAAAACGGUCAUGGGAGCCGCCUCCAGUUGCACCAGGAGCACCUGGAGAGAACGGACUGGGUGUGGCAUUGCAGGGAGAGGACAAAAAACAAGGGGAAGAUGAUAUGAAGAAAUGGUUUAUGAAUGUGAGAGCGAGGUAA